GGAAAGAAGGAGGGGCUGUCACAGGCUGGGAGCCGUGAGAUCAGAUGUCAGCAGCUCAGGGAGACAUUCCCAGGAAGGGAAAAGUGCUGCUCAUUCAUCACCCUGCGCUGGGACAGCCUGGACCACAGCUGCUCUUGUGGAGAGGAAGCAACCCAGGAAGGGAGCUGCUGGGGAUCCUGUCGAUGUCUCCCAACACCAGGGGUUAGUGACCAAGCAGAGAAAAGUUCUUCCUUAUUAAAGCCUCCAGGCAAGACCAUUUCCUUAGUAGAUCACAUCGGAUCCCUUCCCAUAAUGGAAGCCUGAGAGCCAGGAAGCUCCAUGACCUCCAGAAACCACCACACCUUACCACGAGUUCUGAUGGCACCUCGAAUGUUUACUGAAGGAGAACUUGGGGGCAUUGCCCAAAUCACCCCCUCUCUGUACCUGAGCAGGGGCAGCGUAGCCUCGAACCGACAACUGCUUCUGGCCCGGGGCAUCACCUGCAUAAUCAAUGCCACCAUUGAGAUCCCCAACUUUAAUUGGCCCCAAUUUGAAUAUGUCAAAGUACCUCUGGCUGACGUGCCCAACGCCCCCAUCUCCCUAUACUUUGACAGCGUGGCUGAUAAGAUACAAAGCGUCACGCGAAAGCACGGGGCCACCUUAGUCCAUUGUGCAGCUGGUGUGAGCAGAUCGGCCACCCUGUGCAUCGCUUAUCUGAUGAAGUACCACAAAGUGUCUCUGUUUGAGGCUUACAACUGGGUCAAGUCAAGACGCCCCGUCAUCCGCCCCAAUGUGGGUUUCUGGAGGCAGCUGAUAGACUACGAGCGGAAGCUGUUUGGGAAGACGACGGUUAAAAUGGUACAGACGCCAUAUGGUGUACUCCCAGACGUUUAUGAGAGAGAGGGGAGACACCUCAUGCCUUACUGGGGGAUUUAAUGCAACUGCAUCAACAGGAAGAAUAAGAGCACAAGAGACUUGCUGUUCUGCAUCUACCAGACUGGAGACAUUCCCUUCUCUUUUGAUGACCAACUUUUAGUUCUUUACCAUACAGCAGAACCUUGCUAAUUGUCACGUCCCUAACCAGCAAGGCCAGCAAUUCCCAAAAAACAUAUAUAUAUACACACACACACACACAAAAUCCUUGCCCUAUCUUCCCUUGAUUGAACAUUACAGUGAGCUCUCUUUACUAAAUUUAAGUCUUCCACAAAACAUCCCCUGCAGUCAGUUUACUAGUAUACUACAAGUGAAGAACUAAAAGGCACUUGGCAGAAUUAAUGAACAAAGUACGCUUUGUGAUGAGGUAGCCUGGAUAUUUCUUUACUAGCUUAUUUUCUUCCGUGCAAAACCCCGUAGCCGAUGAGCGGCACUAGCACAAAAUGAACGAGCUCCACCUCUAAACUCCAACUCAAUGUGUUUGUUUUAUUAAGAGACAGGGAGGGAGGAGCGUGGAAAAGUGUUGCUAAUGCUGUCAUUUUCUUUCAAUACCAUAGUGGCUCUUAGUAUAUAGUGUUAGAGAUCGUUAGCCAGCUUUUUAAAUCUUUAUAAAUAGUUAAGCCAGUCAAAGACUGUCAUAAAUACAAUAAUUUAAGCAAUUAAGACAAAUGAAUGCUGCCACAUCUCUCCCCCCCCCCCAUUCCACACCAGGGUAGCAGCUCCUGCAAGCAUUUAUACACCUGAAUAAUUUUAUGUACAUGAGUAAGUGUUUGCAUGAUUGGGGAGCAAACAACAGAGCUCAUUUCAAAGUGAAGACCAGUACAGAAGUGAUAGGUUAACCUUUCCCACACUGGCCAGCCAAAUUAAGCUUUGACUACACGGCUACCCUCCCAAAGGGGUUGAGCUGUAUUUUUUAGUAUUCAGUCAACCAGUAAAUAGAAAGUAGGUAAAUCUGCUUGAUAACUUAGCUGUAAGUAUAGUCAUGAUCUGCCUCAGAUCUUUUCCGAUUCACAGUGUUAUGGCCUCCAGGAUUAUGUUGCAUUCCUGAAUUUUUCUAAGCAAAAUAUGUUAAUCUGUUAAACCUCCAGUACAAAGGUGUCUUUAUUGAGAAGUCUUUGCUUUGUUUUGGUUCUGAUGAGAGAAAAAAAAGAUUCUAACCUGAAAAGUGGUAGAAGAUACUAGAUGAUAUGGACCGUUGAGUCGUGAGUAUUAUCCACAUCCUUGCACAUCACUAUUUAACAAACAUAGCUGGAACAUCGAAAGAACAAAGCAAGUAACUUACUCAACAAGACUGUUUGAGUCCUUCCUUGUAUCUCUAAAAGAGGAAGAUGCAGAUUUCUGGAUACAUAGAGAUAGAUAACUUAUUUAAAUGAGAGACUAUACUUGUAAAAAAUAAUCUUAAUAAAGAUUAAAACUAGAA
Molecule: messenger RNA, 2332 nt
Organism: Trachemys scripta elegans
Lineage: Eukaryota; Metazoa; Chordata; Testudines; Emydidae
Gene: DUSP14
Product: dual specificity phosphatase 14
Exons: 2
Coding region: 319-915 (198 amino acids)
Biological process (GO): protein dephosphorylation
Cellular component (GO): cytoplasm
Molecular function (GO): MAP kinase tyrosine/serine/threonine phosphatase activity
Source: RefSeq, a predicted model, not a curated record